GAAAACUAAACCCAACUAAAGCAGCAGGGGCAACUCCUCACUAGUGCCAGACCGAACGAUGAGCGUGCUUGCGAAAGUUGUUGUAUUGGGCUCCUUCCUAGCCGCAGGACUUUUUCCGCAUGGGGCUUGCGCUGAGUCUAAUCUAUUUGGGCUCGAAAUGGAACCAUCGCAACACGUCAUGCACAUACGGAAGCUCUCGGAUAGUGACAAGUUAAGGAUCGAACUGGAACCAGUAUGGUUUCAGCUGGAAUCAACCGAGCAGAACGCGCCAAGCGAAAGCCAACAAGUCAAACGGCAGGCCGACCUGAAACGCCCGUUUAAAAUGUACUCCAACCGAGAGGAGCUGGCACGCCAUCAGCAGAAGAGGGAUUCAGAGCAUUCAGCAAGCGAGGAUACGGAUUCCUUCCUGAAAGACUUCUGGCAUAUGGAUCGGCCCAGCAAUUCGGCUUCGCGCGAGAUGGCAGAACAGUCCACCUCGCUAGAAGCACAACUUGCCGGCACCAACCUGCCGAGCUGCUUUCGAGCGUAUCUGCACGAAAUGUACGAUCGCAACAGUGAAAGCGUUCGCAAGCUGAUGCGCUGUCUGACGGAACAGACGGAUGAAGGUUGUCCGACCAAAGCCCGCCAAAGGCAGCGCGUUCAGUCAACGGUUUUCCACAGCCAGGAACGCGACUAUUAUCGCAACGAGGAUAGGCGCGUACGGAGGAUGCCCGAGCGGAAGGUGGUUCGGAAGCGAAAGUACGAAGAUCCGUCGCAGGAAGACACGUCGGACGAUGAAGACCUAAAGUUCGAACAGCUGUUUAUCCGCUCGGACAGUGACGGUGGUGGGCAGAUAUUCGAGCCUUUUAAUAAGGAAAGCGAUUCGGAAAGUGGUGACAGUGACGAACGCUCUUCGUCCGGUGACAGUCGAAGCAGCGACAGUCUUAAGAAGUCCCGAGAUCCGGAAUCACGUGAAUCGGAGGAACGUUUGUACACGGCUGCCGGUCGAUUGCGACCAGUUGCCUACAGACGAUUGCCCCAAAAGUAUAAUACGCGCAGUCAGCAGCAAUCGAGCUCGGACGAAUCGGAACAAGAUAGCAGCAGUGGCGAAGCGAGCGAUGAGUCUUGCGAAAAUUGUUAAUUCAAAUAAAUUAUGUGUUGAGUUUUACCUUUA
Messenger RNA from Anopheles stephensi (Asian malaria mosquito), 1153 nucleotides. RefSeq lists its product as uncharacterized. The transcript is spliced from 2 exons. Bases 59 to 1120 code for a protein of 353 amino acids. The record is from RefSeq and is a predicted model, not a curated record. Lineage: Eukaryota; Metazoa; Arthropoda; Insecta; Diptera; Culicidae.